Molecule: messenger RNA, 11620 nt
Organism: Schistosoma guineensis
Lineage: Eukaryota; Metazoa; Platyhelminthes; Trematoda; Strigeidida; Schistosomatidae
Source: the annotation of a GenBank genome assembly
GAGUGAUGCUGUUGGCGCUGAAGAUAAACUAGGCGUUUCCUAUGGAACAGAGUGUCUUUAAAGAUGCGAAAUUCUUCAUCAUUUCCUGUAAUGACAAAGAGGUAGUUGAUCUUCUUAAGUCUUUGGGUGCUGUGAGCCAUCCCUUCCUAUCAGAAAGUGUACGUUUUGCUAUCAGUGAUGACCCAUCUCUUGCGGAAGUUGGUGAGGCGGAAGAAUUGUAUGCUGUCCCAGUUGUUACUAGUCAUUGGGUAAAACUCUCUGUUGAAGCACAAAAAUUUUUGCCAUUUCGUCCUUUUCAUCCGGACUUUAAACAUAUAUUCGCAGGGACAGUAAUUACAUGCAGUGGAUUGAGUGUGGCCGAUCAGCUUUCAAUAUGGGCUCAUGUUACUAUACAUGGAGGUCAAAUGUGUCAUUACUUGGAUAAGUCUGUUACUCAUGUGGUUGUUGCCAAGGCGGCGGGAAAUUUCUACAAAUAUUGUACUAAUAAAUUGGCGAAUGACAAUGCUGCUAUUAAUGAGGAUAGUUCGAAACCCUUUAUAGUUACACCUGAUUGGAUUGUUGAUUGCUUAUCACAAAAUAAUUUAUUACCAUGUACAUCAUAUCAUCCUGAUUUGUUAAUUUGUACAUCAUUAUCAUCCCCGUCUAAACAAACCUGUUUAAAGAAGCCCCAACAGCCACAACAACAAUUAAAUGAGCCUAAGGAACUAGAUUUAUGUCAUGCUAAUAAUUCUAUAAAUGACUCGAUAAAGCAAGAAAAUAAUUUAAUUAUCAAUUCUACAUUAGCUAAUGAUUCAAUAAUGCAUGGUAAUAACAAUAAUAUUGUCGUCGAAGUUAUUGGUACUACUGCUUUGACUUCUAAUGCAAAUAUCACUGUUACUACAAAUGAUAAUAUAGUGAAUUGUACGAAUACACCACAACUACAGCCACCACUCCCACUCCCACAACAUCAGCAGUCACAAAUUCAUACAAGUAAACAAUACUUGGUACAAACUAAUCAACUCAUGCACCAUACAUUGCAGUCUACCCACCAGUUAUCGACAGUAUUAUCGGGCGGAACAAACGUGCAAGCAGCCACUGGAAUAAGCGUUCAACAAAUUAAUAUGAGAAAUGUUGAUCAAAAGUCACCAUAUGGUAGUGGUUCAUCACCUGUACCUCCGAAUAAACAUGGUCGUGGUGGACAUUCACGCGGCGGCGGCAUCGGUUCAGGUCGUAGUUCGUCUAAAAAAGCCUCUCAAGAUCAGUUUCGAAGUGGUAGUCAGCAGCAACAACAACAACGUUUUCCACUGUCAUCACCUGUACCAAAUCGUUAUCCAGUUGCUCCAAAUAUGGGGGCUGUUAGCGGAGGGGGUGGUGUUGGUUCUCAGCGAUUCGCACUGAAUCGUCCACAGGGUUCUGUUGCACAGCGUUAUCCGUCCACUUUACCAAUUUAUACUGAUCCUGCAGUUCAACAAGGGCUAAUGCAACAAACUGGAGGGUCUGAUGCUCAUGGAAAUCCUAUUUUAUCAGGAACUAAUUAUUCCACUUCUAGUGUAUCAACAAAUCAUACUAAUGUAAUUUUGACUAAUAGUCUAUUACCGGCUACAACGUCUACAACAACACUUGGCGGACAUUCAGUAAUUGGUAGUAAUAGCAAUAGUGGUGGUGGUAGUAUUAGUAAUACUAUCACAUUGACAACAUCAUUGACUGCAAAUACAGGUGGUAAUGCUCUAAACAGUAUUAGUGGGAAUAGUGGAGGAGGAUGUGGCAACAUCGGCGGUGGUUCUAGUAGUAUUAGUACUAAUACUACUACUAUUACUGCCACCAGUACUACGACUACUGGACAUCAUGGCAAGACAAGUAAAUCAAAGUCUAGCAAGCACAUGCAGGAGCAAAAUUUGAAUGAAGAAGAAAAAGAUGCUAUUGUUAUGCAAAAUGUGAAAAAUAUUCUCAGUUUACAGCACACAUGGAAUCGGGAAUCAUCUCAUGGUCGAGGCUCUUCGUCAGCAUCAUCCUCUGAAGCUCAUUCAUCCAAUAGUAAUACAGGACAUAAUCAAAACGGAUCAAAUUCAUUUUCUGGAUCUCAAGGAGGAAAUCCAUCUAAUUUGAGCAAUCUUAUUAAUUCUAGCUAUGGUAGUUCAUCCAAUUUGACCAAUUCACAAAUUUCUGGAAGUCAUCGAAAACCGAAAUCACCAAAAUCACCUUGUCGUGCUGUUGGAAGUAAUCUUAGUCAUAAAGUCUCACCGAAAUCGCCAAAAAAUGCUAAAGUUACUGGAGCCACUAAAACUUUAGCAUCACCUCAUCAACAGCAUAUUCAACAACAACAACAACAGCCAUCUAUUGUGAUGGCCGGUUGUGCUGGUUCCGCACUUCCUUCAGUUUUACUAACUGGUAGUUUACAACAAAUGCAAUAUCGACCGGCUAAUAGUAAUUCACUUCAACCUACAUCCACUCAACUUCAACGGUCUACGACUAUGCAACAUUAUUUAACUACCACAGCUACAAUUGCAUCACAUCAACCACAGUCGUCAGUACAAGGUGGAACAUCAGCUUAUAUUGUACAAAGACAUCCAUGUGGUCAACUUGUAGCUAGUGUAUCACAACAAACAACGCAUGGACAAUUGCAUACACAGUCAUUUGCUGUUCAAAAUCCUUAUCAACGUACUGGUAGUAUAUUGACUGCUGUUAAUAAUUCAACCGUAGCCCAACAACAACAAACCCAACCUCAGGUAAAUGUUCAACAUUUUCAACAUACCGCACCAGUUCAACAGCCAACUUUAUUAGUUCGUACUACUCGUCAACCAUAUCAACAAAGUGAUAACGCGGAAUCACAGUCGGAUAUGACUAUGAUCAGUCCAGAUGGUUGUGGAGAUAUUUUACUAACUAGUAACCAUGUUAAUCCACAACAUCCUUUGUCUUCUAAUCAUCAUCAAAUUUCAACAGGCCAUACUAUUCAAUCAUCAAAUCAUUUAUUUCAAUCAACUCAUCAAUCUGGGCAUAAUUCAACAACUAUUGAACAAACACCUCAUAAUAAACAAAUCGUUAAUUCACAGUCAUCAUUGUCAUCAUCACCAUCAAUCACUCAACAAUUAUUAUUGCAAUCUACUGGUGGAAGUAAUGUAGGUCUUGGUAAUCCUGCCGGUCAACUUAUACAAAUCAAGUCGACACCGUAUAAUUCGUCGCCGGUACAACAAGCUUUGUUAUCGGAAAAUAACCAACACCAUCCUCAUCAUCAUCACCAACAACAACAUUUGGCUACCACAGCGCCUACUACUGUGAAUAGUAAUUCACAGUUAACACCUACUAUGAUUAUUGAUAAUCGUACAUUACAUCAUAAUCAUUCACAACAACAAGUUAUUCAGCCAAAUUGUAGUUUAGCAACAACUUCAACACAUCAACAACAACCACACCACCAACAGCAAGCGGUACAACUUCAUUUCGCCUUACAAUCACCUACUAGCAAUGUUAGUAAUAAUAAUAAUACCCUGGGAAAUAGUGGUAGUGUCACUAAUCCUAAUCAAGUCAAAUCACCAUCUACAUCGAAUAUUCUGUCUCAGCAACAUUCAACUAUCCCAAGCGGUGGUAAAAUGACACAAUUACAGCAACAGAUACAAACACCUCAAUCGCCUACACGUCAUUCUGUAAAUAAUCAAUUGAAUCGGCAUUAUAUUCAACAGCCACAUCAAUUCUCUGCUGCAUUGACGCCGCAUCCUACACACUAUCAACAACAGCAGCAGCAACAGCAAAAGGUUCAACUUUCACCUGCUGCUGCCGUUCCUGUUGGGGGUGGUGGCGUCGGUGCUUCACCACAGUAUCAAACAAUCCAUGGUUGUUUUACACCACAACAACAACAGCCGCAACAACAACAUCCACAACAGAUCAUAUUUCAAUCACCGACUGGACAACAAAUUAUCGCUGCACCACAACAUCAGUCAAUGUCGAAUACAUUUGGAAGAAGUUUCACUAACUCAGCCCCAAGUGGAGGAAUGCUUCUUCGUUCUGUCCUACCAUGUUCUAACAAUACGAAUAAUACACUUGGAAAUGGUUUCCAUCAAAAUCAAUCUUCAUUAGUCACAUUGACGACUAAUCAACGUGCUGUCCCACAAAUAACUAAUCGAGCUCCAGCUAACAAAGUUCUUUUUCAAACUAGUCCAACAGCUCAGGUAAAUACUAGUAAUAAUAAUAGUAAUAAUGCUGUGCAUUCUACACAACAACAAGGGGUGCAUCAACACCACAACCACCAUCAGCAACAACAACAGCAGCAGCAACCCAUUCACAUGCCUCCUCAACAAAUUCAUCCAAGUGGGAUUAUUUCAAGUCAACAGUUAAAAACAAAUCAUCAAAUAGUACAUGGACAGUCAGUAGGACGAGGGAAUGCUCAAAUGGUUAUGGGUGAUUCAUCUUCUGUCAGUGUGAUCAAUGCUCAAAAUCAUCCUCAUCAAACUGGCACAGUUCAUUCUCCAUAUCAUCAUGUAGCAGGGCAAAAUUUAGUACAUAAUAAUAAUGUUGAUCAUUCGUUUAGUCCACGUCCUACACAUCAUUCUCAAGUUGCACAAGUACCAUCAAACAAUCAUUCUUCAUCUACCGUUAAUGUUGCCAACGGUCAACCACCUCGACAUGCAUCUCAGAUACCUGUUACUACAAUUGUACAAUCUGCAAAUCGACAAAUUUCUUGUAAUUCAACACCAAUGAAUGUUUCACAUUCAACGCCUACAAUUAUAACACCUGCAAUAUCAUUAACCCCCACUUACUAUGGUCAUGACGGUAAUCCUUUACCGUCUAAACCGGAAGAAUGUUUAAUUGGUUGUGUUCUAUUAAUUUUAGGCUAUCGAAAUGUACCUGAAUCACAAAAAAUUGUUUGGCGACGUGUUAUGCGUUCACAUGGUGCAGAAGUAGUAAUGGCUUAUGAUCCUAAUAAAGUUACACAUGUUAUUAUUGAUUGUCAACUAGAAGAACCUGAUGUGAUUAAACAAGCUUUGUUAGAUCAUAAACGUUUGGUUACAAUUUAUUGGGUUAAUGACAUACUUGCAAAAGGUAGAAUGAUCGCACCAUUUGAAAUUUUACACUUACCAUCACCAUUUUCCAAAGAUAUCACCUUUUCAUUUAUUCGUACACAGAUUAUAUCACUAACUGGUUUCGAAGGUAAAGAUCGUCAAAAAAUUGAAAUGAUCAUACGUCAAAUCGGUGCUACCUUUACUGAUUACCUUGAACCGUCCAACACAUUGUUAGUUUGUAAACAACCAUCGGGUAAAAAGUAUGAAAUGGCUCAAUUAUGGGAUAUACCAUGUAUCAAUGUACGCUGGUUACAAGAUCUUUAUUUUGGCGAUUUAACAACACUAUCUUUACCAAUACUUCAUAAAUAUUUAUGCUUUGAAACAUCAGAUGUAACAAUUUCACUGGAACGAUGUACUCCACGUGUACAAGAUUUAAUGGUUGGAUGGCAAAAUCCAAUUCGAUUAACUCAAGAAAUAUGGAUACGUUCUACUAAAUUAUCUCAUGAUUUUGCUAAUGAAGAACGUGAACGUAAGCGUAAACUUGAAUUAGAAACUAGCAUAAAUUACAAUGAUAGUAGUAAUAAUCAUUGUAAAGUUAAAAAAUCCAGAUGUUUAUUAACUUCAUUAACUGAUGAAGAGAUAAAAAUUGCAAUGUCUUGUCGACCAAGAUAUGAAAUUCUCUUGUUAGAAGCUGAACAAAAACGUGAAUUACAAGCGACUAUGAAAGCUAUUGCUGCAUCAGCUGCGGCGGCGGCCGCUGGCGAUCCUCAGAGUACUCCGGAAAGCGAGACAAGUCUUCAUAUUUCAGCUGCUGCCGCUAUUGUUGCGGCAACAACUAUCACUGUUUCGCCUGUAACUACGAUUACUACUAUUACUACUACUACUACUACUACCACCACUACUACCGAUAGUAAUAGUAAUAGCGGUAUUGCUGAUUGCACUAAUUCAACCCCAAAUAUAUCAGUUAGCACAGUCAAUAAUGAUAAUGUUGACACAAUGUCUAAAACUAACUCGUUGAUCCUUCAUCCGUCCAAUACUAAUCAUAAUAUUGUUGCUGUUAGUCAGUCAUGUUCUGUUGAUUCAGUUGAAAUAUCUAAUCUGCCAGCUGAUGUUGUUUGUGAAGAAAAUAAUUCUAUUAUAAUAAAAAUGGAAUGUGACAAUUACGUGUCUUCGGUUGCGAAUGAAUCCAACGAUGAUAAUAAUAAUGAUGACAAUAAUAUUACAGAUUCUGUCAAACAACAACAACAAACUGCCGAGGAGUCUAACUAUUUGAAGUAUGAAGAAUGUAAGAAAAUUAAAGAAGAAUCCAAAGUAAUACCACAGAAUACUACCCUAACGGAUGAAUCGGAUUCUGACUAUUCUCGAUUACUGAACGAAAACCAGUCAUUGGAAUUGGAUCCCUCCAUGGCAGAUAAAAUUGUCUGCUGCCGUGAAUCUCCAAUAGUCAUUUCUGAAAAUAUUCCAACCAGUGAAAACAUUCCUUUAUCUCCUAAUCACGAUAACACUGUUGGUGGUGUGGUUGCUAAUGCUGAUGACGCAAUUGUCAGUAGUGAUAACGACGUUCAAAAUGACAACAAUAUGAAACUUGAUUACAAUGUUGUUACCUAUAGAAUGAAUACGAAUGAAGACUCGAUUCGAAUGACAUUUGAAUCAAAUGAUAUUGGUGAUCGUGACGAAAUUGAGAGUACUGAGAAGACUAGUAAUAAUGAAGUUUGUAAGGAUAAUAUUGAUAACAGUGAUAAUAAUGAUAGCGACAUUUACGAUAAGGUUCCACAAGUAGAUGAUAUUGCCAUAGUAUCAUCAUCAACAUCUGUUUCUAACGGUUGUUUAUUCAACGAGACUAAAGUUUCUCAGACUUCUAUAAUUGAAGUGAAUGCCAAUGCUAUGGAGUCAUCUAUUUCAGAGACUAGUUCAGUGAUAAUUCAGAAAGAUACGGAUAUUGUGAUGACUGACGAAUUGACUAUUGUCUCUUCAGAUGUUACUACCACUACUACUGAUUCAGUGAUUGUAAAAGAUUUACAUGACAAUAUUAUUCAAUCUAACAAUAUAAACAACACAACAGAAACAACAACAGUAUUUACUAGUGAAAACGUUUGUUCAAUCAUCCAAUCCAGUCAUUUAUGUGGUAAUGAUGAUGCAGUUCGUAAACGCUUAGCCACUAGUCCUAUAGAUGAUAUGAUGAUGGAUAGUAAACGACGUGCAAUAGAAACAAAUUCAGUUGAUUCCAGUUCGAAAAUAACUAAUAUCAUUGCUUACUGCCCAGUCACUUCUUUCUCUUCACAGCACACACCUCCUUCUUUGUCUUCUUCUUCUACAUGUCAGUAUGAAAGUAAAAUAACUGAAAAUGUAUCUAAUUCCGUGUUGAAUGGUCACAUCAAACUUGAUGCCGAAAAUUCAGUAACAAUGCCUAUAAUUAAAAUUGAUGGAAAAUUAAAUGGAAUAGAAGAGGAUAUUUCUGAAUCUUCAAGUCAUAUGGAUGAUGAUACUAAUGAUAAUAUAGUUGUAGAAGACGUUGUACAAAAUAUAAAUGAUAAUAACAAUGAUAUUAUUGAUACUGUUUGUAGUGAAGUUACAGAAUCAAAAAAUCAAUCAACUAAUCAUCAUCAUGAUGACACAACGGUACUACCUCCACCUAUUUGUACAGAGAUCAGGAUUACAUUUACUGCUAUUGAUUUGGAAUCACGGUUAAGUUUAACUGAAUUAUGUUUACAAUUACCUGAUUGUAAAAUUGUUGAUUCAGCUGAAGAAGCUACUCAUUUAGUAGCUAAGCGACUAAUUCGUACACCAAAAACAUAUAUGGCUGUUGCAUUAGGCUGUUAUGUUGUAACACCAAAAUGGAUACAAGCUUCUGUUAUGUGUGGUUAUUGGUUAGAUGAGACACCUUGGAUUUUAUCUGAUCCAGAUUCGGAAACUCAAUUAGGUAUUGAUUUGAAAAAGUCAAUUAGUAAAGCCCGUAAACGUCAAAUGAUUGGACCAGAAGCUGGUCUAUUUGCUGGUUUAGAAUUUUGGUUUUCACCAGGUGCAUGCCAUCGUGAAAUAUGUAUUGCAUUAAUUAAAGCUGGUCAUGGUAUAAUACGUCAAAGGCGGCCAACACAAAAGAUGGCGUUAUUGGCACAACCGAAACAAUUGAUUAUUUGUCAUGAAGAUGAUAGUCAUGUGGCUAAUUAUUUAAUGCGUACUAAAACAGGCAACAAGGCUGUUCAUCAUGAAGAGUUUAUUCUAAGUGGAACUUUACGUCAAGAACUUGAUUAUGAUGCUUAUCAAAUUCAAUAUGUAAGUACAUUACGCAAUAGUUUGAAAGCUGCUGUUGCUGCCGCAGCGGCUGCCACUGCCUUAUCUAAUAAUAAUAUCAAAAAUGGUAAUAAUAACAAUAUUAAUGCAUCAGUUACUAUUCUACCACCACCUACAUCAUUAAGAUUUGAUAAUCAUAGUAGUAAUAAUAAUACUAUUAUAGAUACUCAAAAUAUUUUAUCAUCAUCAUUUGGUGGACUAAUUCCUCGUUGCCAAACUGAUCCGUUAGUAAACAAUCAACAAAUUCACUUAUCUUCAUCGUCGAUUAUUCAAAAUCCUUCAAGUCAACAAUCCAAUUAUCCAUCAACAACAUUCCAUCAAAUAGUCGUUAGUUCAUCAUCUAUAACAAAAAAUACAUCGUCUAUGUCUAAUGAUGCUAAAUUUAUUCGGUCGAGUAUUGCUAGUUGUAAUGAUGUCCAUGAUACACAUAUCCUAACUGAUUCUUAUGUUACAUUAUCUUCUUAUAAACCUUCAACGAACAUCCAGUCACUUUCAAAUAGUCAUCUUCAACUUACAUGUUCUUCUGAUAUUUCAUGUCAGUCAGUAAUUAAUAAUACAACUUGUCGUUUAGUAUCAAAAAUCACUAAAGCUGAUACUAAUCUCAGUUACCUUUUAUCACGAUCAAAUACGUUAGAUCAAAUCUCAAUUAAAAAUAAUUUAACAUGUAGUCUUGAAUGUGAUAUAACAAAUACAUUGUCUACAUCAUUUCCAUCCUUAUCAUCAUCAGGUUGUAUGUUAUUAUCAUCAACUAUUUCACCGUCAGUAUCAUCCCAUCAAGAUUUUGGUGAUAUGCAAUUAGAUAGAACAAUCGGUGCGUCUAAUAAGCCAAUAUCUGAUUUAAUCAUAUCAGUUUGCAAUGUGAAUACAUGUUCAACGAUGGAUUCACUCAAUACUAAUAAUAAUGAUAAAAAUAAUUCUAUUAUGCUACCACCGAAACCAUCUGCUACUGCAUAUAUUGCUAGUUUUGAUAAUAAACGACUUAUUAUUGGAAAUAAUCGAUCUACAAAUAAUAGUUUAUUAUUAAAUUGUACUAGUUCAACAGUUUCUGAUGCAUUUUUAUCUAAUCAAGACACGAAACCAAAUAUUCUACAUCGUUCCGUUACACCAUUGACUGCGAUGAUUGUAGCAGCUGAAUCAGUUGUUGGCGAUUUAAUAAAUCCAUUAUCUAUAUACGAUACAAAUAACAUUCCCGUUUGUUCUAUUCAAUCAACAUUUAUAAUAUCGAAACCAAGUGGUUUUCUUAGUCAAUUGUCUAAUGUAACUGGUACUAUUACUAGUAAUAGUAGUAAUAACAAUAGUAAUAGCAGUAAUAAUAAUAAUAGUAGCAGUUCCACAGUCAAUUUAAAUGCAAGAAUAGCAGCUGCGGAUGCAAAUGCUGUGGCCAGUGCGACAGCGGCUGCAGCGAGUGCAUUAAACAGUAGUAAUCAUAAUACAGGUGUGAUUGUUGUCAGUGCUAACAGCGGUUGUGGCAAUAAUAAUAAUGAUAGCAAUGCUGAAAUUAUCAACAAAACUGGUAUAGGGCUAACGGUUUCAACACCUGUAAUAAUUGUUGGUGUUGGUAGUGAUAGUGGUCUUGGUAUACCGAUCCGAUCAUCAUCAUCCUCAUCACGAGGCAAUAUAUUGGCUGCAAAUAAUACAUUUCCUUCAUCUGAAUUAAUUGAUUCAUCAAGAAAUUUGUUAUUUAACAUUCAACAACAGCCGGUAUCCUCUUCCUCUGUCGCUUUCACCACAUCAUCACCAACAAAAUUAUCAUUGACAAUUGGAUCACUGGAUGUAGUGAAAAAUCUUAUUAAAAACCAAACUGAUUUUAGAAUGAAUAAUUCUCUCGUAGACAAUAUUACUAUCAGCAUUGAUAGUAUUGGUAACAAUAAUACUAAUAGUAAUAAUGACAAUAAUAAUAGUACUACAACGGAUUCAUCACUCAUUUUUCAAUCAUCUAUGCCACUACAACAAUCUUCGCAUAAACUAAUAUCUUCAUCAAUUCCAGUGAAUACAACACAUGACGACUGUGAUAAUAAGGUUGGUGAUGCAGUCAGUCUUCCAUAUUCCUUUUCAUUAUCAUCAUCAUUGUCAUCUGAUUUCGCAUUGAUUCAUCAUAAUACAGCAAUAACAACAACUCACAAUAUUGUUCUUGGAAAUACAUCGAAUUAUUUUGUUGUCCAAUCAUCGUCCUCACCGACAUCAGUAACUACAACAUUGUCAUCUUCAAUACCUGUAUCGUACACAUCGAAUUUAAUUCAUUGUUUGGAUAAAGAACAUUCAUCCGUCUUCUCCACUUAUCAAACUAACAGUAAUAAUAAUGAGUGUUCUGAAAUAUCUGAUUCACAUAUUGAAAAGAAUAAUGAUAAUUCAAUUAUGACUACUGGUGGUAUGGCUGCCAAUACUACUACUAUUUGUAACAUGACUAGUGAUAAUAAUGCAAUUGUGAUGACGACUCCUCUAACAGAAUUAUAUUAUCCUAAUAUUAUGAAUGAAGAUAACAUCAAUUGUAAUAACAACGACAUUGUGUGUACAGUACAAUCAACUACCCUUAAUAUACAGACAUCGAAUUCUACAAUCUCUUUUUGUUCAUUGCCGUAUUCUAUGCCAUCAAUAAUAUCAUCGUCAACAUCUACAACAACAAUAACAAUGUUAUGAUGAUCAGAUUAAUUGACUCAAUGGUUAUAUCAUUUUCUAUUGUCUUCUGAUGGUAUUAUCUGUGUCGUCUCAAUGGCUUCUUCUUAGAUGCUUUGCUCAUUGCAAUUCAUCACAAUUAUGUACAUCAUACUGCUUCUACUAUCAUCAUUGAUUUUUGUGCGACAUCUAUUACAAAAUAUCGAUCCAAACAGUAGUAUUUUUUGGAAGAAAAAGCUCAAAUCUGUUACUUGUUUGAUUUAUUUUGUUCUUGCAGAACGUUCUUACUCCUUAUCAACAUUAGUUGUUCUUUUUUGUUUGCUAAUCCUCCGUUUUUUUGUCAAUUGUAUUUCUUACUGGGAUUGUUUCCAAUACCAUCAAUCCUUUCCUUUUUUUUAAAUUACACGCGUUCAUGGUCACCCUUAUAGUCUACCUGUAAUUAUGCACACACAUACAUGAAAUACACUUAUCAUAACAUUUCAGCUAUAUAUCACCUUUAGGGUUGUCUUUUUAAAAAGUCCUUAUUAUGUUAUAUACACAGUUUCUCAAUGGUACUUAUGUAAUUCUUGCCAACAUUUGUUUCUUUUGGUUGUAUUAUCGUUUAAUGGGGAUACCUUUACAACAUACUCUGUAAUGUGAAAUUUGUAUUCAGUAACAACUUAAUACCUUUGCCUACUCAUUGGAUUGUAUUUCUGUACAUAUAUAUAUGCCAGACAUGUAGGAUAAUAUAUACAGUGACGAUGUUC